Rhinichthys klamathensis goyatoka is the source of this 1295-nucleotide messenger RNA. RefSeq names its product F-box and leucine-rich repeat protein 8 (gene fbxl8). The record is from RefSeq and is a predicted model, not a curated record. Gene Ontology annotation, molecular function: protein binding. Bases 147 to 1250 code for a protein of 367 amino acids. Lineage: Eukaryota; Metazoa; Chordata; Actinopteri; Cypriniformes; Leuciscidae. The transcript has 2 exons.
UUGAGAACGUAUAUGUUUUUUUGGAGUCUCUGACAGACAUGCAUGCAGACAGCAGAAUCAUCUGAGGUGUUUUUUGUUAUGAUAUCAAAUAACCUUUUUGUAAGCGUAUUUUAACUGGCGGCUGACUGGGCUCGAUUGGUAAUGGAAUGGAUCUGCCAGAAGAGAUCCUUGCACAUAUUUUUUCUUUCCUGCCUUUACAGGACAAAUGCAACGCAUUUACUGUUUGUAAGGCUUGGUCUAAUAUCAUGACACAUCCAAGCUCAUGGAGAGAUACUGAAGUCAGGUGUGAGUCAGGAACCAGUGUCCCUGAAAGAUAUUCUGCUCUUCUGUCACUGGUCAGAAAUUUAAAACUGAUAAUGAGUCUGACCGAUCCAGCCAAUCGCAAAACAGCACUGUGGGUGCUGCGGCAGGCGAUCUCCAUGGGUGAUGGGCGGCUGCAAGGACUUUCCAUCUGUUGUGUGGGGAACACACCCCUCUUUUAUGCUGGUCAGGACCUGCAGCAAGGCUUAGUGGACAUACUGACGAAUGGGUCGUCCCUAACCCUGCUUGACCUAAAGGGUGUGCCCUUCACCCUCAGCGACUCCUUCGUCAGGAGCGUUGCCAUGCUUUGCCCUGCUCUGCAAAGUCUUUAUGUCAACAAUCAUUCUCUGGUGUGUGGCGUCAACGCGGAGACUCUAAGGCAAGUGCUGAAGUCCUGCCGGUCACUCAAUAUUCUUGGAGUUUUUCAGGCUAGUCUAUCACAAGACGUCUUUAAAGAUCUCAUGCUGCCCGAACGACCAGCAUUAAAGAAACUAGAGCUCCGUUGCGAACGCUCACUCAAAUACACUGUGCCUCUCUGUGACCAGAUAUGGCUAGAGUUAAAACUGAGACACCCACGUCUCUGGGUGGAACUUGAGCUUGACCACACCCUACCUGAAUUGCACGUCCCAGGGGUACUGCAGCCCAGCAUCCCUGUUCGAUGUCUUCGGCUGCUUACUUGGACAUUGCUGUUGAAUGAGGUUCGGAUAGUCGGGCAGAGCUACGCAACCACGCUAGAGUUUCUUGAGCUGCAGACGACUGCGUCUUCUGAACUAAACUAUGUGUUGAUAGCUUUAGCAAAGCAAUGCAUCAAGCUCCAAGAGGUUCACUGUUAUUGUGUGGUCUCACAAGAAGUGAUAACAGCGUUCAUCACAAACUGUCCAAAUCUCUACAGAUACACACUCAAAACACACAAAGAGGCUCACCCCUGGACCUGUACAAAACUAAAGUAAUGCUCUCUCUAGCACUCUUUGCACAUGAUUAGAUAAUGUAAUUCA